UCUCCCGCAUUCUCCAAAAUCACACAACAAAAAUCCAUGUUACUUCUGACUUUCGAGAGUAAUUCUGUAGAUCGACGUAACACAAUGGCAAACACCAAUCACUUUUCAAUGUCGACAAUAUUCAAUGCUUUACACGAACUCCGUUUUGGCCCCGCAAGAGAAAUCAUGAAUGAGGAGCCUCCGGCGAUUCCUCCUCCUCCUUCACGAGGCGGCGAUUCCUUAUUCCACUGCGGUGAUCCGGAGUUGGAUUUGCACUGGCUAUUCAACUUUAUGACUAGCAGCGAAGAUGUGCCUCGCUUUAAAAAAAAAUCAAUACGGCUCCAAAAGCAUACAGAGACUGAGAGACUCAUGGGGAUGUCAGAUGACGUGGACGUCUUCUUCUUCGCGGCUAUCAUGCGCCUCUUCCUAGAUGUGAUGACCGAUAAGUACGCGUCCUACGUGGCGAUAAAGGGAAUGAGAGUUUUCCAACAGGACAAGAGAGAGUUGAUGUAUGAGCACAUUCUCCGAUACGCGCUUUACUUGGCGCGUGACAAACACGGUUGCAUCGCCCUCAACGAAAUCAUAACCGACUUGGACGAUCCUGACUACAGAAACCAGCUCCUGGACAUAGUCGCGAACAACGCUCUUUUGCUAAGCAACGAUGCUUAUGGGAACUUUGUGGUCCAACAUGUGCUUAAACUACGUGACUACCGCUGCACGCGUAACAUCGCUGAUAAUCUACGUGGCCACUGCGUCGAACUCUCGUUUAAAAAGUAUGGAAGCUACAUCGUGGAGCGGCUUUUGGAGGUGGGGGACUCAGUAAUGGAACUAGUGGUUAUGGAUCUUUUGGCGUGCAAGAGAGAGAUGUUGAUGAGGUUGGCGAGGAGUGAGUACGGGAAUUUCGUGGUGUGCAAGGCACUGGGAUUAACGAAUGAAAUUCUUACGGCUGAUCUGUAUUGUGGUUUGGUGAGAAAGCUCAUGCCUUAUCGCCAUCUCUUGCAUAGGUCUCCUGGAAGCAAGAUUGCAGCCAUCUUGGACUCAAUGCAUGUCCCAAACUAGUUAAUGCUAGUUAUGUUUUGAGUGUUCAAUUUUUGGUUUUGGUCUUUUAUAAAUGGAUUCUCAUUAC
Messenger RNA from Arabidopsis arenosa, 1105 nucleotides. Lineage: Eukaryota; Viridiplantae; Streptophyta; Magnoliopsida; Brassicales; Brassicaceae. The record is from the annotation of a GenBank genome assembly.